Poecilia latipinna (sailfin molly) is the source of this 765-nucleotide messenger RNA. Its product is annotated as diamine acetyltransferase 2-like. The record is from RefSeq and is a predicted model, not a curated record. NCBI's taxonomy places the organism in Eukaryota, Metazoa, Chordata, Actinopteri, Cyprinodontiformes, Poeciliidae. The coding region runs from base 166 to 687 and encodes 173 amino acids. The transcript has 6 exons. Gene Ontology annotation, molecular function: N-acetyltransferase activity.
AUAGUUUGUGGUGAACGGAUUCAACCAUAGGUUUAGCAGCCAUUUUAUUUUGAAAGGACAGUUCUACGGAUCGUGACUAUUUCCUUUUUUAACUAGAGUGAAUCGUUAGCAGUUGUGACUUAUUCAAAUAGAUACCUAUCUAUCUAUCUAUCUGCUGUUGUAAUAAUGAAUUUCAGAGUACGACCUUCAACAAAAGAAGACUGCAAAGACAUAUCGAGGAUGAUAAUGGAGCUAGCGGUGUAUGAAAAAAUGCCCGACCAGGUGGAAAUCUCUCACAAAGAACUGGAGCGUGACGGUUUCUGCCAGAAUCCCUUUUUUGAAUGUCUUGUUGCAGAAGUUCCUGAGGAGCACAAAUCUAAAGAAGGAUUUACCGUCGUGGCAUAUGCUCUGUACUUUUACACCUAUAGUACAUGGAGAGGACGAUCAGUAUAUCUGGAAGACCUGUUUGUGAUGCCCGAGUUCAGAGGAAAUGGCAUUGGCAAAGGUUUAUUGUGCAAAGUUGCUGAGGUGGGGAGAAAGAAGGAGUGUGUGCGGCUGCAGCUGUCGGUGCUCGACUGGAACAAGCCAUCAAGAGACUUCUACGCUGCCAAAGGAGCUCAGGAUCUGACAGUCAGUGAAGGCUGGCACUUCAUUCGCUUUGAUGGACAGAACCUGGACAAUUUAGCUAAUGAAGCUCCUAAAGAUUAAACGUAUGAAAACAGCUGUAAACUGUCCUCUGCUGUAAUAUUUUUUAUCUAUGAAUAAAUUAAGAUAUACCACCUUUAA